Molecule: messenger RNA, 507 nt
Organism: Nestor notabilis (Kea)
Lineage: Eukaryota; Metazoa; Chordata; Aves; Psittaciformes; Psittacidae
Product: group 10 secretory phospholipase A2-like
Exons: 3
Biological process (GO): lipid catabolic process; phospholipid metabolic process; arachidonate secretion
Molecular function (GO): phospholipid binding; calcium ion binding
Source: RefSeq, a predicted model, not a curated record
UUUGGAAAGGUGCUCUGGGAAAAGCCCAUUCACUGCACACCCGAGGAAUCAUUGAAUUGGCAGGAGCUAUAUCGUGUGGCACGGGACGGUCUCCCUUGGCAUAUAUUGGCUACGGAUGCUACUGUGGACUGGGAGGACAUGGCUGGCCUAAAGAUAAAACAGACUGGUGCUGCCACAGGCACGACUGCUGCUAUGACAAGGCAGAGAAGGCAGGCUGCAGCCCCAAGGCACAGCGCUACCAGUGGGCAUGUGAGCAGAACACGGUGCAGUGUGAUAACCUGACAGACCAGUGUGAAAAAAUGGUGUGCCUGUGUGACCAAGAAGCAGCCAAGUGUUGGAGAGCAGCCCCAUACAACCCACACUUCGUCCUCUGGCCAAACUUUUUAUGUGGGCAGACUCAUCCCACCUGCCAUUUCGGAUACGGGGGGCCAGAGUAGUCUUUUAAGGACCUUUCUUAUAACCCUUUGAAUCUGAAGGUGCUGGAAUAAAAUUUUACCAUUUUUACCA